Molecule: messenger RNA, 831 nt
Organism: Trichoderma reesei QM6a
Lineage: Eukaryota; Fungi; Ascomycota; Sordariomycetes; Hypocreales; Hypocreaceae
Exons: 3
Coding region: 1-831 (276 amino acids)
Molecular function (GO): oxidoreductase activity
Source: RefSeq, a predicted model, not a curated record
AUGGCAGCCGCAGCAAGCGUUCCCAAGCACGACGUAGAGACUGUUCUCAAUUACUUCAAGGACAACGAAGAUGGCUCUCCUCCAGAGCCUUCAUACGUGGGAAGGCCCGAGACCUUCCUGCAGCGGCCGGUAGAUGCGCAGCAGGUGACCAUCAAGGACGUUGCGGGAGAAGAGAGCAAGUACACGCUCGACAAGAACGGCUUCCAGAUUCAUCGCCAUACUUCGGUCGAGAAGGACUUUUUGGACGAUGAACAUAUCAAGGCGGUGUAUUACCCGGAAACGGAGCAGCUCCUCAAGGACGUGACCGGAGCAUCCAAGAUCUUCAUCUUCGACCACACUAUCCGGCGUACAAACGCCAACGACAACACCGGCCGCGGCCCAGUCCAGCGCGUGCACAUCGACCAGUCCUACUCCGCGGCCCUCUCCCGCGUGCCAUACCAUCUCCCCGAGCAAGCUGACGAACUUCUCAAGGGCCGCGUCGAGAUCAUCAACGUCUGGCGUCCCAUCAAGCAGAUCCUGCGGGAUCCCCUCGCCAUUGCCGAGGCAGACUCAGUUGCCGAGGAAGACCUCGUGCCCGUGGGCUUGAUCUACCCUACGCGCAAUGGAGAGACGCUCAGCGUGAGGUACAACAAGAACCACAGGUGGUUCUACAAGUCUGGCUUGACGCCGGAGGAGGUGAUUUUGAUCAAGUGCUUCGAUAGCAAGACGGAUGGGAGAGCAAGGAGGGUGCCGCAUACUGCGUUUUCGGACGCGAGUUCGCCUGCGGAUGCGCCGACGAGGGAGAGCAUUGAGGUUCGAGCGUUGGUGUUUCACGAGGAUGACAGGGAGUAG